AUGGUGAUGAUGGUGGUAGUGAUGAUGGUGACAGUGACUGUGUUGAUGGUUGUGACGGUGAUGGUGGUGAUGGCGAUGGUGGUGGUGACAGUGACGGUGAUGGAGGGACAAGACAAGAAAUGCUGCUCACCUGAGGCCAUCACCUCCUGCCUCAGAGGUCUCAGAGGGCUCGACUUAGAGGACCAAGGGUUCACAGUGAGACUAAGCGGCUCCGGCUCGCGGUGCCAGGGCCAUCUGGAGGUCAACUACAAGGACAAGUGGUACACGGUGCACAGCCAGAGCUGGGGCCUGCGCCCGUUCCACCGGGAGGACCCCAGUCAGGCCUGGAAGCUCUGCCAGGAGCUGCGAUGCAGGGAGCCCUUGCUCCUCUCCCACUUCCGUCACUUCAAAGGGAAGCGACCCCAGAGCCAGAUCACCUGCCGCGGACAACUGGGGUCCUUCUCCAACUGCAGCGACAGCAAGGCAAAUCAGGGGGACCCUCUGGCCCUGAUCUGCUUAGAGCCACUGAGGACAACACCUCUUCCCACGAGCCCCCCGCCCAUAACCACUCCGGAGCCCACAGCUCCUCCCAGGCUGCAGCUGGUGGCGCGACCCGGGGGCCUGCGGUGUGCAGGCCUGGUGGAGUUCUACAGCGGCAGCCUGGGUGGCACCGUCGGCAUCGAGUCCCAGGACGGGAUCCAGGACCUGGGGAACCUCAUCUGUGCAGCCCUCCAGUGUGGCUCUUUCCUGAGGCCUCUGCCAGAGACCGAGGCAGCCAGGACACUACAGCCAGGAGAGAGCGGUUCCUUGCCAAUCCGGUGGAAGAUCCAGAACAGAAGAUGUGCCUCCCUAGAGCAGUGUUUCAGAAAAGUUCAGCCACAGGCGGGAGGCCAAGCUCUUGGCCUCAUCUGUUCUGAUUUCCAGCCCAAGGUGCAGAGCCGCCUGGUGGGGGGCAGCGGCACGUGUGAAGGCUCCGUGGAGGUGCGCCAGGGCAAGCAGUGGGACGCCCUGUGCGACAGCUCCUCAGCCAAGGGCAUGGCGAGGUGGGAGGACGUGUGCCGGGAGCAGCAGUGCGGCAACGUCAGCUCCUACCAGCUGCUGGACACCGGCGAGAAGACCUCCGGGGGGUUCUUCUGUCCCCCGGGGAAGCUGUCCCAGUGCCACCAGCUUCUGCAGAAAAAAUCCCACUGCAAGAGAGUGUUUGUCACCUGCCAGAACGCACGCCCAGCGGGCCUGGGUGCAGGCACAGUGGCAAGCAUCAUCCUGGCCCUCGUGCUUGCGGUAAUGCUGCUGGUGGUGUGUGGCCCCCUCGCCUACAAGAAGCUGGUGAAGAAAUUCCGCCAGAAGAAGCAGAGACAGUGGAUUGGCCCGACGGGAAUGAACCAGAACAUGUCUUUCCAUCGCAACCACACGGUGACUGUCCGGUCCCAGGCUGAGAACCCCACAUCCUCCCGCCUGGAGAACGAAUACAGUCAGCCUCCCAGGAACUCCCAAAUCUCAGCUUUUCCAGCUCUGGAAGGGGCCCUGCAUCGUGUCUCCACCCAGCCCGAUAACUCCUCUGACAGUGACUAUGAUCUGCACGGUGCUCAGAGGCUGUAA
Messenger RNA from Lipotes vexillifer (Yangtze River dolphin), 1578 nucleotides. RefSeq names its product CD5 molecule (gene CD5). The record is from RefSeq and is a predicted model, not a curated record. Gene Ontology annotation, biological process: T cell costimulation. The transcript has 11 exons. NCBI's taxonomy places the organism in Eukaryota, Metazoa, Chordata, Mammalia, Artiodactyla, Lipotidae. Bases 1 to 1578 code for a protein of 525 amino acids. Gene Ontology annotation, cellular component: plasma membrane.